Molecule: messenger RNA, 1925 nt
Organism: Amoebophrya sp. A120
Lineage: Eukaryota; Dinophyceae; Syndiniales; Amoebophryaceae
Source: the annotation of a GenBank genome assembly
CCUGGCUCAAGCAGGUCUCUGUGAACAGCUCCUGCAGCACAAUGCUGCCCUGUAACGAUACUACUAUGUUCGAGUCAGCAUGGUCUCGCUGUACCUCGGGCGAGGGGAAUUAUGAGCCGGCUGUGACUCAGGCUGCUUUCUCCUGUGUCAGUGGCAAGCAUGGUCGAGCUGCGGCGUCUUCGAGUGGGAGAGAAACUUCGACCUCGAUUUUAUUUCCCCGCCCCCCGCAAGGGUUGACGAGCAAGUUGUUGUCCGACUCCGCGUCUGCAGCCAAAAGAAGCAGGAAUAAAGAUGAAAAAAGCGCUGACCGACAGCGAGAGAAGAACCUGGGGCCCCGGCUAGGACUGGCAGGACAACACGGCGCGCCCGACGACGACGAUGGAGACAUGGAACUCGUAGCUGCAACUAUCGCGGCGCUUUCCCUCAAAAAACCCACCCCUCCGACCUCCGACACGCCUUCGUCCUUCGAACCGUACGAAACCGACAGCCUGCUGGACAGAGGUGGUGCCACAAUUCACUCGUCCGCUAGCACCCCUGGAAGUACGUCAGCCACUUCAUCUGGCGCUGGCCGAGCAGGCGGACGCGCUCAUCAUUUUCCUUUUCUCCCCACAUCCGCGCCACAGGAGCAGUUCCUCGCCCCAUCGACGCUAGUGUCCCGGCAGGAUGAGCAGGAACAGUACGGGCACUUGUUGUCAGCUUUGCGGCACACUGCGUUACGAAACGAGACGAUCGUGGAACUCAGGGCCGCGGGCGCCGGCUCGAGUAGUAUAGAUGAGGCAAGGCGAAGAAUCAGUAGAACCAGUGCCCGCACUUCUGUUUCGCCCAGUCAGACGGACGUAGAGGACGGCUUGCAGCUACCUCGCUCCAGUGCGGAUCACUGGCAGCGGCCUGCUCGGCUCCAGGCUUCUCGAUCGGAGCAGCCGGGAACAAAAGAAAAGGAGAAGCGACAGCGUGCAAGCCCCGGGGGAUCUGCCCGGCCCGGGCACUCGACCGGCUUGUUGGAUCAGAGAGACUGGGAAAUGACGGAGAAAUCGUCCUCCAGUGCGCAGGAUGAACAGGGACACAACCAGAUGGACCACCAUCAGCAGUUUUUACUGUCUACAGCAGUUGUUGCUGCCUUCGGUGGGCGACCGGGCUUGCUUGCCUCUUCCAGGUCCGCGGCCGGAGAAAGUUCGCUGCCGCAACAAGAGGAGCGUGACGGACACGAGGCCACGAGUUUUAUGGCGAGGCAGCUACACGUCCGUCCGCCUCCGCGAUCCUGGUCGCGCCAGCACCAGCAGGAAGAAGCGGGAGCGAGUACCGCUAGCACUCGUCCAGGGCGGUGGUACGAGCAGCAGCGCACGGGGGCUAGGGGCAGUGGCGUAUUUGAUGGCAGGGGUGCAGCGCUUGGGCCUGAAUACCGCACGAGGACCCCCUCGCCAGCGGGCGCCUUUUCGGUACGUAGCUGGAGUUCGAACAGCAGCCAGUCGCUCGGGGAAGAGGGUAGCAGCUGCUACGUACAUUAUAUAUGCCUAUAGAAAGACAAAAAUAUUGUUUAACGCUAAAAAAUUUUUCUUGAUCGACGUGCAUUAGUUCAAGAACUAGGAGUAAAAUAGAAAGAUUAUUUCUUCUAUAAUUUUUUUCCACAACUUUGAUUUUUUUUCCCCGCAGGAAGUCCGGAAGCGGAACCCCAGGAGGACAGUACUAGCACGCGAGUGGACACCUUCGAUUCCCUUCCCGACUGCGAUGUUGACGGGGUGGAGGGCCCAGCGCAGCAGAGGCUGCCGCUGCCUGGGGACGACAGCAACGAUACUGCGAACCCUUCAGCAGCAGGCGGCUUUCCCGUCGGAGCGACUACACCGGGAGCAGCUGCACCUUUGACGACGCCAGGAGUGCCAGCACCUCCACAGGCACCCUGUCCGGAGGACGACCAGGCGAUGUUCUGA